AUGAGGUUAUUCAAUUUUCUACUUCUAUCAUAUUUGACCGUCAGCCUGGGUGAGCCAGAUCCUUCUGAAAUCGUCCUGCAUGUGGUGACCCAACUGUUCCUUACGACACCUCCGCAUGAGAAGAAAAAAUUGAAGUACUUGGAGAUUUCAAUUUCGAUUUCGCACAGCAACUGCCGUAGUAAUCAUAUUUACCACAGAAUCACCGAAAAGUUCUUCCUCGACGACGAAGUCCGACGUUACGCCGUAGAUGUUUGCUUCGGAAUUAUCAGGAAAUUUUGCCGAAAAAACAAAGGCGUUACUCCUUAUUCCUAUAAUGGAGCCAGUGCGUUCGUCCAAAAGGAGCGCAAAAAGUUCGAUUUCCCGCAUCUGAAGCUUCUGAAUGGGUCUGUGGACUGCACUGAGUCAAGGAGCAUCAUAGAAGCGAGAGAAGACGCGGUGAAGAAUAAAUUCCGAGACAAUCAGACGAUGAUCUACCUACCGUCGAAAAUCGUCUCUUUUCAUGGUCUCUUCAGCCUUUGCGAGGUCCCCUACUUGUGCGAGUCCAGGGAUAUCUCCAUCCUCGUUCUCUUGCUUGUGUCGAUCUUCACGUGAGUUUUUUUUUUCAAGAAGUGUUCCCAUAAUAUUGGACCAAACAUGCCAUUUCAGCCAUUUUUUCACCAAAGACUUCUCACACGGGAAGUCAUUCUACUUGGCGGUUUGGAGUUUUCUACAAAUUCGCUCAAAAACUUUGAUCGUCCAGAUGAAAAUCCCUCAUAGUCGCUAUAGCCUGUGUGUCACGACUUGAAAUUUCACGGAACGACAUUCCGGUGUUCCGGUGUUCCGCUGCGCGCGUUCGCGAAGCGUCUUUCGAAUCUAGGUCACGUUUUCAAUUUAUUGUUAUUGCUAUGGGAGCACAUGAAAGUAGAGUACCUUGAUAAAAGAAAAAAAAAUGAAAAGCGCGACCAAGGUUCGCAAAGCGCGCAGCGGCACAGCGGAAUGUCGUUCCGUGAAAUUCCAGGUCGUCGUACACAGGCCUGUGUACAGGCUUAACCUGCGCAAACUUCUAGUUUUUGAAGUAUAAUUUUUCAAAGUUGCGAAAUAUUAACUUUGAGGCUUUUCAAAACUUUGAAGUGAAUAAUCUCGAAAACUAUAAUCUGGCGUGUUAUGCAACUUUGAUGACACUUCCUAUUACCUUCAAAGAUCGCUUGAGCAAAUUCGUAACAGGCAAGCUUAUAGUUUUCCAGAUUAUUAAUUUCGAACUUUGAAAAGCCUCAAAGUUAAUAUUUCGCAACUUUAAAAAAAUCAUAUCUCAAAAACUAGAAGUUCGCGCAGGUAGCGACUAUAAGGGACCUUCAUCUAGAAAUCCGAAAAUUUUUUUUUUAGGAAUUUUGUAGAAAUUUUCAAGUCGCAAAGUGAAAUGGCCUCCUUGUGGGGUUUUCUUUGUAAAACGCGAACUUUGAAGAUUAUUAUUUAAAAUACUAGAAGUUUGCGCUGGUAGCGCAUAUGACCUAGACAUUCAGAGAGUGUUUGACCGAAUUGGUGGAGAAAUCCAAACCGCAAAGUGAAUAUUAUUACACACGGGAAGUCAUUUUAUUUUGCGGUUUGGAUUUUUCUACAAAUUUGUUCAAAAACUCUUCCUCGCACAAGCCUGGGGUACCUAGAAAAAGCCCGUCAAAAGUUUAAGGAUCAAGUUCAAGAACUGAUUCUUUUUGGGGCAACGAAAGUCCGAAGAUAAUCAGUUUUUGAGCUAGGACCAUAACUGACUAUCAAAAAAAAAGGUUCUGACAGUAAAGAGAUAGUUCAUGAUUGUUAGAGGGCGCAGACAGGCCACACCCCUUAGCUUUCCAAGCUAGCCGUGAGUUGACUAUACCUAGAAAUUCGGAACACGUCCCAAGAUAAUCGUGAAUCAGCUAUACCCAGAAAUUCGAACCAAAUCUGCGAUUUUCUCCUCACCUACUACCUUUUUAAGACCGAAAAUGAGUUUUCCAAAGCCUAGUGAUCUUGUUCUUCGAAUCAGUUCCACCUGUUUUCAGACUCGGUGUCUUCGUUUUCAAACGCCUCAAGGACAACGACAAAAUGAGGUUCUACGCGGCCUUGUGCGUCCAGCUCUUUUGCUGCCGUCGGGCGCCGAUCCGCAGAUACCCUUCGUCUGAAUCAUCCGCCUCGAGCCAGCAAUCCAGCGUCAAGUCUGAGAAAAUUGCGCUGGUGCCGUUGUCAGCGUAG
Caenorhabditis auriculariae is the source of this 2202-nucleotide messenger RNA. NCBI's taxonomy places the organism in Eukaryota, Metazoa, Nematoda, Chromadorea, Rhabditida, Rhabditidae. The record is from the annotation of a GenBank genome assembly.